Messenger RNA from Fukomys damarensis (Damara mole-rat), 3592 nucleotides. RefSeq names its product angiopoietin 1 (gene Angpt1). Gene Ontology annotation, biological process: angiogenesis; Tie signaling pathway. The coding region runs from base 320 to 1654 and encodes 444 amino acids. NCBI's taxonomy places the organism in Eukaryota, Metazoa, Chordata, Mammalia, Rodentia, Bathyergidae. The transcript is spliced from 9 exons. The record is from RefSeq and is a predicted model, not a curated record. Gene Ontology annotation, molecular function: receptor tyrosine kinase binding.
CCCAGUAUGCUGCUCUCAUUCUUAUGUACAAUAGCAGGGCUGGGAAGUUCUCGACCCCAGGCUCUUUGGUCCCAGUGGUUGCCUCGAUGUCUGUGCUUCUCCCUCCAGUAGCAAAGCCAGAUGCGGCCUGCUGGGGCUGAUGAUGCCGCCGACACUGCCGGAAGGCUGUGCAGAUCUUUCCUUUGGUCAGUGAGUAUUCAAAGACGUGAAGCAAGGUGGAGGUUACUUGCUUGUAACUCGGUACUCAGCUGUGCGGGCCACCGAUUACCAGCCUCAUUACAGCUGAUGAACCGACGGGCUCACGGGCUCCGAAUCUAGCAUGUGUCUGACGGCGGCCGGCAGGGGACUGCAGAUAACAACACGCGGCCAUGUGGAAUCGUUCCUGAAGGGACCCGUGAGCCCAGGCGCCCCGGGGCCCAGGAGGUCCACCGUCAGUUUCCAGGGAUAUCUGAGGCUUGAGAAUUACAUUGUGGAAAAUAUGAAGUCGGAGAUGGCCCAGAUACAACAGAACGCGGUUCAGAAUCACACGGCCACCAUGCUGGAGAUCGGGACCAGCCUCCUGACGCAGACCGCGGAGCAGACCCGGAAGCUGACGGACGUGGAGACCCAGGUACUAAAUCAGACUUCUCGACUUGAAAUACAACUGCUGGAGAAUUCACUGUCAACAUACAAACUAGAGAAGCAACUUCUUCAACAGACAAAUGAAAUUCUAAAAAUUCAUGAAAAAAACAGUUUGUUAGAACAUAAAAUCUUAGAAAUGGAGGGAAAGCACAAGGAAGAGUUGGAUACCUUAAAAGAGGAGAGAGAGAACCUGCAAGGCCUGGUUUCCCGCCAGUCAUACAUAAUCCAGGAGCUGGAGAAGCAGCUGAGCAGAGCGACCAGCAACAACAGCUUGCUUCAGAAGCAGCAGCUGGAGCUCAUGGACACGGUACACAGCCUCGUCAACCUGUGCACCAAAGACGGUGUUUUGCUAAAGGGAGGAAAAAGAGAGGAAGAGAAACCAUUUAGAGACUGUGCAGAUGUAUAUCAAGCUGGUUUUAAUAAAAGUGGAAUCUACACUAUUUAUAUUAAUAAUAUGCCAGAACCCAAAAAGGUAUUUUGCAAUAUGGAUGUGAAUGGGGGAGGCUGGACUGUAAUUCAGCAUCGUGAAGAUGGGAGUCUAGAUUUCCAAAGAGGCUGGAAGGAGUAUAAAAUGGGCUUCGGAAACCCAUCGGGCGAGUACUGGCUGGGGAACGAGUUCAUCUUCGCCAUCACCAGCCAGAGGCAGUGCACGCUGCGGAUCGAGCUGCUGGACUGGGAAGGCAACCGCGCCUACUCGCAGUACGACAGGUUCCACAUUGGGAACGAGAAGCAGAACUACAGGCUGUAUUUGAAGGGCCACACGGGGACAGCGGGGAAGCAGAGCAGCCUGAUCCUGCACGGCGCCGACUUCAGCACAAAAGACGCCGACAACGACAACUGCAUGUGCAAGUGCGCGCUCAUGCUGACGGGAGGCUGGUGGUUUGAUGCCUGUGGCCCCUCCAAUCUAAACGGGAUGUUUUACACUGCGGGGCAAAACCACGGGAAGCUGAACGGCAUCAAGUGGCACUACUUUAAGGGGCCCAGCUACUCCCUGCACUCCACCACCAUGAUGAUCCGGCCUCUGGACUUCUGAAAGCACAGUGUCCACAGCGAUCAUCAAGCAGCAAAGCCUGGAGGAGCCACUCGCCAAGAGACCAGAUAAAGUUUCUGCACCGGCCACAUCGACUCCCUUCUAGCAACAAGUGGAAGUUACAGGACGCCUGGAAGAUUCUUGGCUGUGCAUUUGCACCCUUCUCUGGGCUCGGGAAAUCUCUUCUUGGUCACUCUGUGCUUCUUGCUGUCAUGGCUUAAGAAGUGGAGGGACUGCCAGGCUUCACGCUCGUCCUGGGUCGUACUGCAAAACUACGACCACGGGGGACGGACACAGCUUCUUUCAUGCAAAAUCAAAAGAAAAGGAUGCGCACGAAGAAUGGAGACAGCCCUGUCUUGGUCCUCUGGGAAGGACGUGUUGCAUCAGUGAGAUGGUGUUAUCUCUGCACAAGCCUGCUAACAGACACGUUUAUACUAUUGUACACUUUUGAUAAAGUUCAGAAAGAACAGCCUCGUCUUCUGCAUUGUUAAAUGCUGGUGGAUUUCAGAAGCCAAGUCUCAGUAUUGUACUUCUGAGUUGAUUUCAGUUAACCCCUCUUCAGAUGUAAAUUCCGUUUUGUAAGCCAUAAGCAGCUGUAGUGUGGGGAAAGGCGGCGGCCACAGAACUCUGCUCUGUGACCUUCUCAAAAGGCAGUUUCAGAACGAGGACAUGGUCACAUACAGACAGAACACGUGAAAAAUUAAGAUUCUUCUCCUGUGCUACAGUUUCCAUUUACUUUAAAAGCUGAUUGACUGAUAUGCAGAUAUAUUUAUAGCCUGAAUAAAGUUUAAAGAAUGUGAAAUAUAUCGUCAAGUUCUUAAAGUAGUAUACAUGCGUUUGAUUAUUUCCUUUGCCAUGAUACCAGAAGGCAGUAUCUGGAGCAUUUUAAGUUGAAGCAAAGCUAAGUGGACCAGAGCGGAUGGUUUCACAGUGGCUCUUGCAUGUGGACUUGGAUGCAUGACUUUGCUGCCUUAAAUGUGUUCCUACAUCUUCAGUUCUUCACCUUGUCAGUCCAUAAAAAUUGAUUUUUUUUUACAAUUAACUGCAUGAAACAUGCUUGUCAGGUUCACCUUGCUGAAGUUUCUAUUAAAGAUAUAUCCCGAAGCCUGCAAAAAGUAGAACACCCCUGCACAGGGCGUGCUGGGGUCUGUGCCGUCCUUGGCUGAUACACACACAGGUGCCCAAAAAAGUCUCCUGUAUCGCUUGAUAAACACAUUACUCUUGUGUUUCCCUCCUUCAGCCUGUUUCUUCAGAUUCUAUUUUUUACAUAAAUAUCAACGGGGAAAAUCAGCACAACUCUCAACGUUGUAUGUAAAAGGUAAUCAUAAGAAUCACCAUCAGUUGACUAAUAAAAUUCUGACUACUAGCUGCUACAACUCUCCUAAGGAAAACAUUCCUGUGGGACAAUCUAGUGUAAGAGAACUUAGGGGCACAGCUUUUUAUGGCAAUUUGAAAUUACUGUGGCAUUUUAUGAAGAAGGGCUCUCUGCAUGUAAGUGUUCAAGAUUACAAUAGUGAACAUUUUAAGAAUCAAAACAUGUGUUACUAUAAAAUGAGAAAGUGGAAGUAACUAUCAGGUCUCCUUCCUCCAAAAGGGAAGCAGUGUCUUCAAGGUAAUAAUACCAACACGUGAGGCUUUGUGACUGCAUCAGUGUUCUUCAGUGGCGUCCCUCCACUGGGAGAAUCAAACUCUUUACAUUUCUAAGAAAGAAAGUUUUAAAGUUUACCACCAUCUUUUUAUAUUUAUAUGUGUAUACAAUCUCUUUGCUUUUGAUGUGAUAUUUGCAGGUGUAACAGUUUUUCUAUUUUUAUUGGCUCCUUGAUAGCACCAUUUAAAGUCUCCGCCUCCCAAAGAUCUUUAACUCUGCUUUCAUUUAAGUGGAAGAAAAUGAGUAUUUCGUUCUUUUGUUACAGAUUUUCCUUCCUUCCCUCUUUCCUUCCU